AUGGAACUUAAGCCAGUUAGAGAUGAGCUCGCUGUAAUCAGGGAAUCCAUGAAUUUCAUCAAUAGCCAAUAUGAGACAAUUGUGAAGCGUUUAGACGAUCUUGAGAAAAAUAUGAAAUCGAGCAUCAAUACAAAAUCUGAACUUGGUUCCAUUAAGGAUCACAUUGACAGUGCUGAAGUGGAUAAUGACAAGCGGGAGCCGUGGGUUCGGCGGUCUAAUGUAGAGAUUUUUGGCAUUCCAGAGAGGAAAGGAGAGAACUUAAUGCAAAUUCUUAGGGACGUUGCUAGUAAAGCAGAAUUUUCACUUGAUCUAUCUCAAGAUAUUGAUUUUGUUACUCGUGUAGUCCCUAAGAAUAACGCUUGUAUUUAUGAUCAGGAAAUUUUUGACUCUCGUUACACAGUUUAUAGAUGUGACAGAGAUUAUGAAACGCGAGGGGUUCAUCUUGGUGGAGGUGUGCUCAUAGCUCUGCGUCGAGAGCUGCAGGUGUAUUCGUUUAGUACGGUUUUAAUGCCUGGUGCUGCAGCUGAGGCUAUCAAAUUGUGUGUUAAUUUAAAAUCUUCAAACAAAUCAGAAAGACUCAAUAUUUUUUGUGGUCAUUUUCCUCACUGUCCUCGACACUUUGAUAGCUUAUUGCAUUUCUUUGAGAGUGUAUCCGAUGUCAUUGUUAACAAUCCUGAUGAUGGUUAUUUUAUCUUAGGAGACUUUAAUAUUUCUUCAGCUCAAUGGACUUCCACCGAUCAUGCACCCUAUAUGACAAACUCCACAAUAAAUGGCGAUCAUUUAGUACAGGCAUUGCAAGGCUUCAUUAGUUUUACGGAUCUUAGGCAGUAUAAUCACAUAUUCAACACAAAGAACCGAAUUCUCGAUCUCGUUUUUUCAAAAAGGGAGUGUUUAGUUGCUCAUUGUAAGGAGCCUUUGAUCGACGAGGAUCCUCACCACCCGGCUCUGGAUGUGAUUCUUAAAUCAUCUUCACCACAGGUGCUUCAUUCUGCUCGGCGUGUUGUAAGAUUGUUUCACAAUGCUAACUAUGACGCUAUUAACAAUGAUAUUGCUUCUGUUGAAUGGCAGAUUCUGCUUCAGGGUAAGGAUGUUGAUGCCGCGGUGGCUACAUUUUACGAUUUGAUAAAUAACAUUAUUUCUAAACACGUCCCAAUCAAAAUUUUUCGACAUGAUACUCGCUAUCCAUCGUGGUUUUCUCGUUCUCUUGUAAAAAUAAUAAAGGAGAAGUUAAAGUAUCACAAGAAAUGGAAGAUUUACGGUCGUAGAUGUGACUAUGACACUUUUAGCCUUCUGCGUGAUCUUCAAAAGCGAGUCAUGCGAGAAUGUUAUGAUAAAUUUAUUAUCGAUGCUGAAAAAAGAAUAAAAAUCAAUAGCAAGUAUUUUUGGACGUUCAUUAAAUCGAAAAAGUACUCCUCCGAUCUUCCCGAAACAAUGUUUUUCGACGAUGAGACUUCUGGCGAGGGUAAUAAUAUUUGUUCAUUAUUUAAUAGCUACUUUCAUUCCGUUUUUGAGCCUCCAGUGUGGCAGUCCUUCAUCCCAGAUUACUCCUGUAAGUGGUACAAAUACCAUUGGCAAAAUAGUUUUCAGGAUUGA
This is a messenger RNA of Melitaea cinxia (Glanville fritillary), 1593 nucleotides long. RefSeq lists its product as uncharacterized. The transcript is spliced from 2 exons. Lineage: Eukaryota; Metazoa; Arthropoda; Insecta; Lepidoptera; Nymphalidae. The record is from RefSeq and is a predicted model, not a curated record. Bases 1 to 1593 code for a protein of 530 amino acids.